AUGUCUGGAAAUCAAGAAGUUAAAAGUGCCUACAAGAAUUUCCCAGCUGACGCGGAUUUCCCGGACCUUUCCAAACACAACAAUUACAUGGCAAAAGUUCUCACGAAGGAAAUCUAUGCAAAAUUGCGCGACAAAGUCACGAAGAACGGUUUCACAUUGGACGGAAUUAUCCAAACUGGAGUUGAUAACCCAGGUCAUCCGUUCAUCAUGACGGUGGGUUGUGUGGCAGGCGAUGAGGAAUCCUACGAUGUCUUUGCGGACUUAUUGGAUCCUGUCAUUGAAGUGCGUCACGGUGGCUUCAAGAAGACGGACAAACAUAAGACUGAUUUAGACGCGACCAAACUGAAGGGCGGAGACGACCUGGAUCCACAGUACGUGUUCUCGAGCCGCGUGAGGACUGGACGCAGCAUCCGGGGAUACUCCUUGCCGCCACAUUGCUCAAGAGCUGAGAGAAGAAAGGUCGAGUCGAUUACAGUAAGUGCGCUGGAUCAAUUGGACGGAAAAUUCAAAGGCAAAUAUUAUCCGUUGAACAAGAUGACGGAGAAAGAGCAAAAUCAGUUGAUUGAAGAUCAUUUUCUGUUCGAUAAACCCGUCUCGCCAUUGUUGACUUGUGCUGGUAUGGCGCGCGAUUGGCCCGACGCAAGAGGAAUCUGGCACAAUAAGGACAAGAAUUUCCUUGUCUGGGUCAAUGAAGAGGAUCACAUUCGGGUUAUCUUCAUGCAAAAGGGUGGAAACAUGAAAGACGUCUUCGAACGAUUUUGUACUGGACUACAGAAGACCGAGGAACUCAUGAAGAAGGCUGGGUCUGAGUUCAUGUGGAACGAACAUUUGGGCUUCGUGCUCACGUGCCCUUCGAACCUGGGCACGGGACUGCGCGCUGGCGUACACGUGAAGCUUCCGAACUUGGCCAAAGACGAAAAACGGCUGGACGGAAUACUCGAGAAACUGCGGCUUCAGAAACGUGGUACGGGAGGCGUGGACACCGCGAGUGUCGGGGGUGUGUACGAUAUUUCAAAUGCUGACAGAAUCGGAUUUUCCGAAGUCGAGCUGGUUCAAGGUGUCAUCGACGGAGUGAAGCUGUUGGUUGAUAUGGAGAAAAGACUGGAGAAGAGUGAAGCGAUUGACGACCUCAUCCCAAAAUAG
Molecule: messenger RNA, 1143 nt
Organism: Dendronephthya gigantea
Lineage: Eukaryota; Metazoa; Cnidaria; Anthozoa; Malacalcyonacea; Nephtheidae
Product: creatine kinase M-type-like
Exons: 4
Coding region: 1-1143 (380 amino acids)
Biological process (GO): phosphocreatine biosynthetic process
Molecular function (GO): creatine kinase activity
Source: RefSeq, a predicted model, not a curated record